GAUAAAAGAAGAAAACACAGCAGAGGACCAACAGAGAAGAUGAUGAUGAUGAUGAUGAUGAUGAUGAUGAUGAUGAUUAUGAUCAAACUUCCACAGAGUCUCAGACUUCUAUCUGUAAUGCUGGAGAACAGCAGAUGCUGCAGAUACCAGCGAAGAAUGAAGUGAAGCUGGAGGAGAUAAAAGAAGAAAACACAGCCGAGGAACAACAGAGAGAAGAUGAUGAUGAUGAUGAUGAUUAUGAUCAAACUUCCACAGAGUCUCAGACUUCUAUCUGUAAUGCUGGAGAACAGCAGAUGCUGCAGAUACCAGCGAAGAAUGAAGUGAAGCUGGAGGAGAUAAAAGAAGAAAACACAGCCGAGGAACAACAGAGAGAAGAUGAUGAUGAUGAUGAUGAUCAAACCUCCACAGAGUCUCUGACUUCUGUCUGUAAUGUUGGAGAACAGCAGAUGCUGCAGACACCAGUGAAGAUGAAGACGUGUUCAGUGAAGCUUCUGGACUGCAGGAAUCUGAUGAAGAUGAGAGGAGACCCCACAGCAGAGGAACAACAGAGAGAUGAUGUUUUCUUUUCUUCAGAGCUGAUGGAAGUGAAAGAGGAAAGUCAAGAACCGAUUGAAGUGGAGGAGAAACCUCGUGAUUUCAAAAUUGGAGAAAAAUCUUUGAGUGACUCAAAAAAGCCUAAAAUAAAAGCAGCCAAUGAAUAUUUAACCUGCUCUCAGUGUGGAAAGAGUUUAACAUGUAAUAAAGAUCUUAAUGUACACAUGAGAAUUCAUACUAGAAAGAAACCUUACAAGUGCUCACACUGUGGAAAAAGAUUCACUCGGUUAAAUAACCUGAAAACACAUAAGAGAAUUCAUAUGGGAGAAAAACCUUACAAGUGCUCACACUGUGGAAAGAGUUUCACUCAGAUAAGUUCCCUGAAAAUACACGAGAGAAUUCAUACUGGAGAAAAACCUUACAAAUGCUCGCACUGUGGAAAGAGUUUCACUCAGAUAAGUUCCCUGAAAAUACACGAGAGAAUUCAUACUGGAGAAAAACCUUACAAGUGCUCACACUGUGGAAAGAGUUUCACUCAGUCACAACAGCUGAAAAAACACAAGAGAAUUCAUACUGGAGAAAAACCUUACAAGUGCUCACACUGUGAAAAUAGUUUCACUCUGUCAGUCAACCUGAAAACACAUGAGAGAAUUCAUACUGGAGAAAAACCUUACAAGUGCUCACACUGUGGAAAGAGUUUCACUCAGUUAAUUUCCAUGAAAUCACACGAGAGAAUUCAUACUGGAGAAAAACCUUACAAGUGCUCACACUGUGGAAAGAGUUUCACUCUGUCAGUCAACCUGAAAUCACAUGAGAGAAUUCAUACUGGAGAGAAACCUUACAAGUGCUCACACUGUGGAAAGAGUUUCGCUCAGUUAAAAUACUUAAAAAGCCAUAAGAGAAUUCAUGCAGGAUAGUCUUUUCAAAUAAUUGUGAUGACUUCUCCACCAGAAGAUGGCAGCACCUGCAAUCAUUAGACUACAUGCCCGUAUUGGUGGUGUGAUGUUGUACAACUUGCAUCUUGAGAACAUUUUAUGUAUGUACUGUAUUGUUGUUCUUGUGUUCCAGAUGAUCAGGUGCUGAUGUGAGCAGAACCCAACUAAAUGUGAAUCUUUGCAAAAGCAAUGUGCUGAAGUUGUUGUUUGUUUCCAUUUGUAGCAUAAAGUUGAUUACAAGAAAAAACAACACGCAACCCCCCUACAAUGUUAAAAGUCCACCCACUCCUCGUUCUUAUAUUUCUAUAAAUCAAAAUGUGUGUCAAAAUGACCGCUUUUCAUUUCUGCUCUAAAGUGACAUCACUUUAGGGCAGGCCCCACCCACGACUGAUGACGGACUCCACCCUAUUGUCAUAGAUCCACCCGUGAGUGAUCUACACACAGUCUGCCAUUUUUUUUCCACGCUGGAGAAGAUACAGUGAGAAGAAUAAUGUCUCGGCAUCGUAAGCAUCAUAAGUGUUCUGUUGAAAAUGUGAUUCUCAAGCAUGAUCAGAAACAACUGUUCGUGUUCCAGCUUUAUAUCCUGAAGAUGUAUCACACGUUAUAUUUUGUGAAUGUUUGCAAAUUGCGUUUCUGAAUGUGCUUGUCAGCUGAUUCCACGGCUAAUGCAGCAAAAGUUAGUGUUGUCUCUGAUUGUAUUCACCAGAGCUAUGACGGGGGCGGAGAGUAGCAGCUCAUUUGCAUUUAAAGACACACAUGAAAACAGCGUGUUUUUGAUUCCAUCCAAAAAGAGGCAUUUACAACAUGGUAUAAUAAAUGAUCCGUGGGGUAUUUUGAGCUGAAACUUCAGACACAUUCUGGGGAUACCUGAGACUUGUAUGACACCCUGUAAAAAGGGGCAUAAUCGGUCUCCUUUAAAUCAUUGUUUUACAGUCUGUGGCAGGGCAGGCGACCUUUAUCCAUCUAGGAGGCUUGAUUAGUCUGAUAAGGGACCGGGUGUGUAUGAUCACGACCCGGCUCCGCCCUACCACAUUCCUCCCUCGUUCUCUCAGGCAAGGGAGCCCCCGGCAUGAUGUACACCCCCCCCCCCCCUCUUUCCCUGGGGAGGGGCGUGCACUGGGAUUCUGUUUGAAAUGACCUGACUCUUGUGUGACAUUUGUUCCUCUUGUAAACAAAGUUCAUGCUUUAUUUUAAGUUCAUUUUUUUUUUUUUUUUUUUUACACAAAUCUAUCGAUUUACUUCAGAAGAAUUGAUUGAUGACUACUGGAGUCGUUUGGGUUACUUUUAUCCUGCCUAAAUAUGACUUUUGGACCGUCAAACAGCUGGCACCCAUUCACUUGCAUUGAAUGGACAUACAGAGCUGAAAUGUGCUUAUAAAAAUCUUCAUUUCGGUUCUUUUGAGGAAGGAAAGAUGUACACAUCUAGAAUGGCUUAAAUAUGAGUCAAUCAUGAGAGUUUUUUUAACUAUUCCUUUAACUUGUGUUGAACCUGUAAUUGUAUUAUUUUAAAUCCAGGAUGCAGACUAAUAAAAUACAAAACUAAUAAA
Molecule: messenger RNA, 3015 nt
Organism: Xyrauchen texanus (razorback sucker)
Lineage: Eukaryota; Metazoa; Chordata; Actinopteri; Cypriniformes; Catostomidae
Product: zinc finger protein 501-like
Exons: 2
Coding region: 135-1451 (438 amino acids)
Cellular component (GO): nucleus
Source: RefSeq, a predicted model, not a curated record